Messenger RNA from Notechis scutatus (mainland tiger snake), 420 nucleotides. Lineage: Eukaryota; Metazoa; Chordata; Lepidosauria; Squamata; Elapidae. The record is from RefSeq and is a predicted model, not a curated record.
AUGCACAGAGACGUCAAACCUCACAACGUCAUGAUUGACCACGAGCAUCGAAAGCUGAGGCUAAUAGACUGGGGUUUGGCUGAAUUCUACCAUCCGGGUCAGGAAUAUAACGUCCGAGUGGCUUCCAGAUACUUCAAAGGCCCCGAACUCCUUGUAGAUUAUCAGAUGUACGACUACAGCCUGGACAUGUGGAGUUUGGGGUGCAUGCUCGCCAGCAUGAUCUUCCGAAAGGAGCCCUUUUUCCACGGUCACGACAAUUACGAUCAGGUGAGAAGAGUGCGGGGAGCAAAACCUCGCCGCCUGCACCUUCAGCAUGAGGUCAGGUAUGGGCAGACGGGUAGAUGCCCAGGUAGACCCAUGGCAUGUCCUCCUGGUAGGUUGUUUAACCCUGACCCCCUCCCUUGUCUGUGCAGCCUUUGA